UUGUUAUUAACCGCAGCAGCUGCUGCUUGUGCCACAAUUGCUGUGAGUGCACAAGCACAUGCGAUACAGAAGCGGGUGAAAAAAAGGAAACGUACCUGGGUGAAGCCGUAGGUUUCACGACGAGACGAAAAAAGCAUUCAGCAAAACUUGUUACGUGAGCUAAUAGUGGAAGACGUCAAGUCAUACAUCAAUUUCUUGCGAAUGGAUGAGCAUACAUUUCAGUAUGUUCUCAGUGAAGUGAUUCCUCAUAUCUCAAAACACAAUACGCACCUAAGAAAUGCUAUAUCUGCAGAAGACAGGCUCACUGUAACACUACGAUUCCUUGCUACAGGAGAAAGUUACUCUAGCUUACAGUACAGCACUCGAAUUCCACAAUGCACAUUAAGUAAAAUAAUACCUGAAACUUGUGAAGCAAUUUAUAAAGCACUAAAGGACCAUUGUCUGAAGGUACCCACAAGCAGAGGAGAGUGGGAGCAAAUUGCAGAGGAUUUCGAGAAGAAGUGGAACUGUUAUAAUACAAUAGGAGCAAUGGACGGAAAGCACAUUCGUAUUAAAUGUCCACAAGCUAGUGGAUCUCACUUUUUCAAUUAUAAAUCCUUCAACAGUAUCAUUUUAUUUGCCAUGGUAGAUGCUUCCUACAAAUUUUUGUAUGUAGAUGUAGGAACUAAUGGGUGUGUUGGUGAUGCUGGAGUGUUUUCAAAAAGCAAACUACAUGCAUAA
Messenger RNA from Schistocerca cancellata (South American locust), 720 nucleotides. RefSeq lists its product as uncharacterized. The transcript has 3 exons. The record is from RefSeq and is a predicted model, not a curated record. NCBI's taxonomy places the organism in Eukaryota, Metazoa, Arthropoda, Insecta, Orthoptera, Acrididae. The coding region runs from base 202 to 720 and encodes 172 amino acids.